UGAGUGAGGAAGAGAGAGAAGUAACAUAGAAAAACAUAAAGAUUUAGUGGAAAUUGGAGAUUGCACUUAGAAUGAAUACAUUCACCGUAUUGACUACAAUUAUGAACCAUAACUUCAAUAAUCUCCAUUCAGACAUUGGAUCUUUGCAGCCCGAUGACUCCAAACAGGCAGUUCUACAGCUUCCUACAUCGCAAGCCCAAACUAAGUGUUUAAGGCUUCACAAGUUGAUGUCUUUAAUUCUCUUCCAACCUUUGAUAUCCGACUAUCGACCAAAGAGCAGGUGUACUGCUCAUCAGUCCGCUCCGUCCUCCUGGCCACUGAGAGUGGAAGACAUGAAAAGAUUAGUUGUCUUUGAUCAUAGGUGCCUGCGCUCUAUCCAUAUCCCGUGUGAGGUGGCAUAAUAAGGUGAGCAAUAUUGAGAUUAGGCUUCGACUGCUAGGUAGGUGGGAGAGGAAAUCAAUUGACGGGGUUGUGAAGUUACAUCGACUGAGAUGGUUACGACAUGUGUUACGUAUACCUAGUCAUCGCCUUCCUCGACAAUGGGCAAUGUUAGCUGAUAUAGGGUCAGACUGGAAAAGAACUAGCGGUGGUCAAACAAAAACAUGGCACCAGUCAAUGAAACCUACAACAGUUAGUCUAAGCCACGUAGGAAGGUGUAGACUUCCUGACUGGUUGGG
Messenger RNA from Trichobilharzia regenti, 677 nucleotides. Lineage: Eukaryota; Metazoa; Platyhelminthes; Trematoda; Strigeidida; Schistosomatidae. The record is from the annotation of a GenBank genome assembly.